Molecule: messenger RNA, 1611 nt
Organism: Fusarium verticillioides 7600
Lineage: Eukaryota; Fungi; Ascomycota; Sordariomycetes; Hypocreales; Nectriaceae
Exons: 3
Coding region: 368-1345 (325 amino acids)
Biological process (GO): DNA repair
Source: RefSeq, a predicted model, not a curated record
CAGGUAUUGUUGAAUAAUUUUUUUUUUUUGGCGAAAAUGCACUGACUGACUGACUGACUUGAGUCAAACAAGGGUCUUGACUAUUAUUUCCCUGGUCCUUCAGUUCAGUUGGACCUUAAGAAAUGAGGCUGAUUGAGCUCUUUAGGGCUCGAAUUUAAAUGGUUAUGCACAGCCACAUCCAGUAUGCGCCACACUUUCACUUAUACGCAAGGCUGGGAGUUUUGAGUGAUGUCACGACUUCAAGAUACAUAUUCACAGUUUGCCAAUCGUUGUUUAGGCAAAGAAACUUGGACUCGGAUAAUUUACCAACUUUCAGUUCUGAGGCUGAGAUAAUCUGAAAAAUAACCCUAUUGCAAUAUCCGCCAUCAUGUCUAGGAAGCGCACUCUUGAUGCCUUCUUCAGUCCGACUAUAAAGAAACCCAAAACAGAAACUGGAGAAAUCACUUCUAGCGACGUGAUUUCAGAAGAAAUCACAUAUUCUGAGCAUCAGUUCUACCCUCAUCCCAUCAAGAACCUACCAGCAUCUUUAAGCAAGGAGCUGUCUACUCUACCAGAUCAACCCGGACGAGAGAUCAAUGACCAACCUGACCUUGAUCUCCUGUACUUUCAGCCCUUCAUCUCAGGUUCGGUAUCUCGGGGACUCUUUGAGUUUCUUCGUUCAGAACUCCCGUUCUACAGAGUCGAGUAUAAGAUCAAGCGAGGCGGCAUAGAAACCCAGAUACGAACUCCAAGAUGGACAACUGUAUUUGGUAUUGAUGAGACUUCCAACUUCAAUGACAAAGGUCUCCCAGUAGACACCAACACAGGCUCGAGAGCCUUGGAUAAACAAUACGCCAGAUAUCCUCCCAGGCCUAUACCAAAAUGCCUUGAUGAACUUCGUCACAGAACAGAACUAGCUACAGGCUGCAAAUACAACUUCUGCCUCGUCAACUAUUACGCCUCUGGCUCCGACAGCAUCAGCUAUCACAGCGAUGAUGAGCAGUUCCUGGGUCGUGAGCCAGCCAUCGCUUCUUUCUCAUUAGGGGCACGUCGUGAUUUUCUUAUGAAGCACAAACCGCCACCUCCGAAUGCUCCUAGCCCUCCUUCUGUGAAUGCGAAACCGCUCAAACUACCGUUGGGAAGUGGUGACAUGGUCCUAAUGAGAGGGAGAACGCAGUCUAACUGGCUGCACUCUAUACCAAAGCGAACGGGGAAGAACCAAGAAGAUGGCGGAAGGAUCAACAUAACUUUUCGAAGAGCGAUGGUCAAAGGCGGAACAGACAAUUACUACAACUACAAUGUAGGCACAGGGCCAGUGUACAGAUGGAAUAGGGAGGCCCGAGAAAUGCUGCUCUGGAAACCAUGACUCCGGAUAUGAUUAUUUCUAAAUGUAUAUGAAGUACGAACAACAAAGGGAAAUGUAUACAACAGGCUCCUUAUUUACCAUGGCGCAUCUGGGCUCUGCCGUAAUGUUGCAGAGCCUUGAGGAAGACCUGAUAUCCAACUCUUUCAUUAUCUUGCAGACAGAAAAUCUCAGUCAAUCUGAUCUGCCAGGGAGGGUAACCUGACAGUUCGAGGUAGGGACCAAACGUAAGCAAAAGAUCAGGCUCAUCCAUGAUGCCCUCAGAAAGC